AUCUAAACCAUCCCACGUCAUCGGCCUACAAACUCCAAUCGACCAAUCAACAAUACUCACCUCGAACCACAACCAACUCUCACCACCCUCAACAUGUCCUCUUCGACCGAUCUUUCAACGCUGCAGACCCCUCCGGCCUGCACGGCAGACUUCUGCCUCAUCCCGCUCGGCACCCCGACGGCUUCCGUAUCCAAAGAAGUCGCCGAAGUGCAGCGCCUCCUCAAAAAGUCCGGCCUGAACUACUCCAUGCAUUCCGCCGGAACUACAGUAGAGGGCCCGUGGGAUGACGUGAUGAAAGUCAUUGGACAAUGCCACGCGAUGCUUCAUCAGAACGGCGUGGUGAGGAUUCAGAGCGAUAUCAGGGUGGGUACGAGGACGGAUAAGAAGCAGGGGUUCAAGGAUAAGGUGGAGGCUGUGGAGAGGCUGUUGAAGGGGGAUGAAGCGUGAUGGGCUUUAUCGGGGUAUGCGGACGGCUCAUGGUGUUGGGAUUGGGUGGUGGAGGUCUUCAGGCUGCGUUUAGAGCAAUACGAAUUUGUGAAACAGGAUCCUGAAGUCCUGUGGCAUAGGGAAUGCUAUUACUGGCGCGACGGUUGGUCCUUGAACGCAACCACACACGUGCAUUCACCCUGAGGCGCGUGCUGCCACCACAAUAACGCAACACCAAACAACAUCACGUCGC
Trematosphaeria pertusa is the source of this 679-nucleotide messenger RNA. RefSeq lists its product as uncharacterized. The coding region runs from base 94 to 447 and encodes 117 amino acids. Lineage: Eukaryota; Fungi; Ascomycota; Dothideomycetes; Pleosporales; Trematosphaeriaceae. The record is from RefSeq and is a predicted model, not a curated record. Gene Ontology annotation, cellular component: cytosol. The transcript has 2 exons.